This is a messenger RNA of Porites lobata, 16374 nucleotides long. The record is from the annotation of a GenBank genome assembly. Lineage: Eukaryota; Metazoa; Cnidaria; Anthozoa; Scleractinia; Poritidae.
AUGACGAGUGCUUGCGUUUGCGCCUGGGAGAGGAGGGAUCAGUACAAAAUUUGACCGAGUCGUUGUGAUUUUCAAGACAGGUUCCACCGCAUUUUGUGUUUUAUGGAGUGCACACACCUGGGACAAGCCGUGAAAGUCGGUUCGCCGCUUAUCGAGAAGAUACGGCGUGAAAAAGCCACACAGUGGACUUGUUCAAGUACGCUUUGAACUAAGAGGGGCGAUAAGCGACCCUUUCCCCUUAUUUUGGUCUUUUGGUUUUUGUCCACUGCCGGUAUUUUAUUACAUGCGACAAAUCCUGUUUCAUUCUCUCUCAUUUAGCUUGUAGAUCAACGAAAAGUCCGUGGAUCUGUCUACGUUGUGGUGUUAUAAAUUGUGGAAGGUAAUACAUACCGAAAUCAGUGUCACCAUUUCUGUUCGGGGGGUGUUGAGAUGGAGGAAUGCCGCGUUGCUUGGUUCUCAUGUGAAUUUAAAGCGAAUUUUAAGCGAACUAUUUUGUUUAGAAGUGAAUUUCCAAAUUUUGCAUUCCAGGUACGUGAAUGGACAUGCCAAGACACAUUAUGAGGAAAAUCGGCAGCACUCGGUCUGUUUAGAUGCAAGUUUGACAGCCUUUUGGUGAGUCUAUGCUGAUCACUAAAAGCUUUUAGGAUAUUCAUAGCUUCCGUUUACUUUUUGUAUCACAUGUAUCUGGAACAUUUUGUCACUUUUCCACAGCUAUGCUUGUGACGAUUUUGUUAUCAACGAUACCAGAUCAGGGGAUAUCCAGAGAGUACGAGAAAUCAUGCUGGAACGGGAAAAUAGGUGAGAUAACUUGGGACUUCACGGCUGAAAAUUACCGCUGAAAUGAGGCCUUUGCAACCGACAGCUACGUCACUAUUGUUUUGCAUUCCAAUUAUUUUUACCAAUUGUAAGUGUUUAUUGUGAAUGUUAAUUUCCUCCCCAAAAAACUAUUUCUUGUACAGUGGCUUUGUUUGAUGUAAAAACGAGGCAGGUUUGUUUAGAGUGGUUUUGUUUAUUUCUUGCCAUCCGCCAUUUUGUUUUAUUCCCAAGAAUCAUAGCGACGCACGUGUUCUUUUCAUUUCGUCAUGUUUUGAGUGACUGUUCUUUUUUUAGUUAGUUAAUCAUUAGUUUCAGUAAGCCUUUUCAUAAGGAAAAUAGCCUUUGUUUUGAGAAUCAACAAACAUGCAUGGAAUUUAAUUAUCAUUUGCUUCAGAAUCCCAUGAAAAUCUGAGGUCCAGAGGGAUGGGGGGGGCGGUUACAUAGUUGGGUUAAUUUUUGCUGGGUAUGUGCCACUGGCCUCUCAGAACACCUACCCCAUUAUAGGGCUAUACUGUGGCCAAAUAUAGACUCCAUCUUAGCCACGUUUGGGAAGAUGUCAUUUUCGCGAUCCCAACUUGGACACAAUUUUCUGUUUACACGUCUACCUUAAAAAGCCUUUUAAUGACAGUCAAACCUCCCAUAAGCGACCACGGAAAAUGCAGAGGCUUGGUGGUCGCUUACUGGAGGUGGUAGCUUACGAGAGUCGCACUACAAGGGCGAAAUUUUUAAGUCAACCUAGAAUGGAGUUGUAUACUUAUUCUAAAAAAAAUAAUGAAAGUUUACUUCCCCCGUCCAGUAACUGGAACUUUUACUGACAAAAUCGUUAGUUAUUGUAUGUGACAGUUCAUUUACAGAAGUGCACUUUUAAUUAUUAGAUAACGCGUUGUGAUAAAUUUGUGGUUGAAAAAAUUUACUUGACAUGUACAACUUCUUGUACCGCAAUGUCCCUAAAACGUCUGAAGAACAAAAACUUAACUUCUCAGGGCUCAAAGUUUAAAUUUGAGUUUGGGAGCACUUGUGCUACCAGAUGUAAAUUUUUAGGCGCACUGCCGAAAUUUUGGGUGCACAGCUGAAAAUUUUAGGACCACAGCUUAUAAUGUUGGGAGCAUCUAUUUCAAAAGAAAAAGUAAAAAGCAUAUAUUUGCAUGUGUCAGCGGUGUUUAUUACAAAACAGAAGAGUCUGGGAUGGAGUAAAACAUCGAAACGAAAAAGAACAUUCGAGGUCAUAGAAUCCAUUGGGAGAAAAGACCAAUUAAACAUACACCGCCUUUCUAGUUCGAGUUCAUAAGUAUAGUCGGAAGUAAGUCAGUUGCACUGUGCUUUGGGUUUUUACGGCGCACAGGUGUGAUUACACAUGAAUUUUUAGGCGCACAACCAAAAAUCCAGUCACAUAUGCGACCAGUUAGUCGCUAACUUUGAGCCCUGCUUCUUAAACUGAAACCUGAAAAUCUGAGUCCUUUUCUCAAGGGUAAUGGUUAUUAUUGUAGUUAUAGAUCGAACAAAUAAACACAGUAAUAGAUGUAUAGACAAUAACAACAGCCAAAGAAUAAAUUCAUUUUUGUCCAUUUUUACAAUCUACUUUACUUUUUAGUGAGACCAUGUGUCAGGUGGUCGUUUACCGGAGGUUGAAAACAAUAUAAACUUCUGUCCACUGAAAAAGUGGUCACGGUCGCUUGCAGGAGGUGGUUGUUUAUGAGAGGUUACAGUAUAAGGCUUUGACUGAGAACCUUUUGGGUGUUUUGGAAAGGUGGUCGCUUAUGGGAGGUGGUCGCCUUACGGGAGGUGGUCGCACGUGGAGGGUCAACUGUAGGUCAUCCUGAAAUGAAUUGACACAUUGGUUAAACUUAAUUUAGUACAAAUCUUCCCAUUUUUAAAUCCCUACCUAGCAGAAUUUUCUGAUGCCCCAAAUACCAAAUGCUGAAAAUGUGAGAUCCCUUUCAAGUAACUCUAAUGAAAAUGUAACUGUAACCCCAUUAUAGUCAAUCCUGCCAUGAAAAUACAACCCCAUCCAGCAGUGCCUCCCCAUUAACCUACUACUAGGAACACCCCCCAAGAUCUGGAGCAAAAUUGUCUUAAAGGUGUUGCAACCAAUGAAUGAUGAGUGCUGAAUUUUAGAAUUUUUUUAUCGUUAUAAACUAUCCAUACCUUAGAGAUGAUAGCAAUAAGUAAAACCAACUCUAUAUAAAGACAGGGACUUAGCUGAAGUCUUUGUUCAAUAUUGGUCACUAUGGAAAAAAGUGCCAGGGUGAAAAGUGCCCACAUAAACAGGGGGAGCGCCACUCACAACAUUUUGUACAGAGAGGUUUGGCCACAAGGUUCAACCCCUUACCCUUUUACAGGGUUGUCACUAAGAUUUCAAGUUGCCGGGUAAACAGAACAAGUAGGCGGGGAAUCAAACGGCUAGGGAUUUCUUUUGGUUCUAUUUUUGUUCUAUUUUCCAAUAAAAGUAGCCGGGGACCACUCUCUUAGUAGCCGGGGAAAAUCCCUAGCCCCCGGCUCUUAAUGACAACCCUGCUUUUAUGUACCAUUCUGAUGGAAAAGGUAUCCCUUAAGUAUACAUCCCAUUGAAAAAUGGUGCCCCUUUUACAUACCUACUUGCAUACCUAACAGCAGCUGGGUUGUCAAAAGUAGCCGGCUGCCAGUUAGAAUCGGUGGCUACUCUGCUUGGCAUUUCUUUAUAGAUGGCCUUUUUUAAAUAACAUAUCCCUGGACUGGUCGCUUACUUUGACAACUCAGCUGUCUACUUCAAAACUUUCUGACAACCUGGUAACAGUCAGUGUAAAACGCAGACUGUGGACUAUUGUUUCUACCUUGCAAAUGAGAACGUGACAACAAUAGUCCCAUUGUUUUCUAACCCUAAAAACAAUAGUCCACAGUCUGCAUUUUACGCUGCCCCAAUACCCAAUAAAUCGCUAAAAUAAAUAGUUACCUACCUGUAGUAAUCAGAGUAAAUUCAACCAAUUUGGAGAGUUCUUUGGUCUGAAAGAUAGCAGACCUCAUAUAAUAGCUACGUGUAUCUUUAAGCAGACUUUUGGUUCUGCCCCUUCGGUGUCCUUACAGUUCACUCUCAGUUGUACAUCUUUACAUUACUCUGAAUACUCACUAUUACAUAAUAUCUGUCUGUGAAAAUUUUGUUCUUUGUAAAACAGAUGUUGUUUGCAAUUGCAGGAAACGACGUUUACGAGAUACGAGUUCUCCAGAGUCGCAAAAGAAAACUUCAAAAGCAGAUGUGAGUUUGAUAGCAAUAAUUAUUGUGCAUCCGUUUCCUCUUUAUGUAUCAAUCACGUACUUUAGUGCAACUUCUCCAGUCACACAGUCAUAUUUAUUACUUGAAGUGAAAUUGUAACAAUUUAUCCUCAUAUUAUUGUAACAUGGUUUUCAGCAAGAGAAUAUCGGGAGGGUGAAGUAUUUGCCUGGUCUUCGUAACCUUGGAAACACAUGCUUUAUGAAUGCAGUCUUACAGUCUUUGAGGUAAGCUGUGUUGGCAUUUUGUUCUGGAGUGGUCCAAUAUGUACCUGAUUGAAAAAAUGUUGUUGCUUAAAAAGUAUAAAUUAACCAUGAAUGAUGAGGCUUCAAGCAUUUAUUGGUUUAUGUUCAGUAGCAAAGGAAAUUCUAAGGUCUUUCAAACAAAGUUUACAUUGUCACAAGCUGCUUGUGCAAAUACAAAUCCUUAGAGUACUUUGUUUAAGGCUUGUGGUUGUCUUUUUGUCUCCCAAGAAAGCUUUUAAGUGUGUGUCAACUAUAUUGUUGUUUAACUGUGGAGAUCUCUGAUGUGCCUUGCACAGGUUAAGGUGGGAGCAUACCACCAAGAAACUUUUUUUGGAAUGCAUCAUCACGAAAAGUUUCGACAAAGUAAACUUUCCUGGAAAGAACUGUUAAGCGACGUUUUUUGAUUAGGUGUAUAUGUUGUGGUUCAAUUUUAUCCUUGGUUCAAAUUUUCUUUUGUUUUGUUUUUGGGUAUGGUAAUGUAUGAUAAUAACAUGCUAAUGAGUUUGAAACAAAAGAAAAGAAAAUUUGAACCAAGGAUAAAAUUGAACCACAACAUAUACACAGGCUUGUUUUGUGGCUACUACAUUUAACCCAUUCAUACAUGAACUGUACAUAACCACCCAUGUGGAACCACCUCCCUUGUACUCUUGUAUAGUCACAGACAACUUUGCAGAGGGCAUUAGUGAGAUCCUUCAAACCAUAAAUGAAAUAAAAAAAUGAGCACAGUCAUGUAAACCAUGUAAAGUUGACCUGUCCAGAAAAUUCUGAUGAAAAUCCUGUUCCACUACCCAUGGCCACCUUUACUUUGUUAAAAAUAAUCUCGUGAUACUGGGGUAAAAAAAAAUACAGGUGAAGAAAAGAAAAAGAAGCAGGAAUGAGAGAUAGUUAAAGGUGAAAGUCAAGGGGCAGUAACACUUUAAAACCAUAAUAAUCUCAACAUUUUGCCAUGUGUGCAUGCCAAACUUUGGAAGCUGUGAUCAAGGAUCGUAAACAGAAGCCCCCUCUAUACCGCAAUUUUGGUUCCAGUUUGGCUACAUAGUGAGCAGAAAAUGGCACAACUAGCUCCAAACUGUGUGGUGUUUUUCUUUUCUUUGCAAAGGGAGAAUGGACUAAAAUAGACAUUAAAAGAUACUGAUCUCUCUUUUAUGUCUUUGAAAAAUUCAAUUGAAUUGUCUUUCUGACUUCCCAACUUGAGCCAGACAAAAAGCUUGCACUUUCCAUUAUUAAACAUUGUGUUCUUGAUUAACAGUAAUAUCCAGUCAUUUAGCUGCUACUUCAAGGAUCUCCCAGCAUUUGAGCUGCACCCAGAUAAUUCAUGUGGAAAACAGCCAUAUUUCACAAGAAGCAGGAAAACAGACGAAGUGUAAGAAAAAGCUCAUAGCAUUUUCUUUGUCUUCUAUUAAUAUUUAUAUUAAGUCAAAUUACACAAUGAUAGUCAGUUUUUACAGUAAUUUGAAAAAGCUCAUAGCGUCAUUUUCCCCCAAAACGUUUUUUGUUCUUCUAAAACAAUAUUUAUAUUAAGUCAAAUUACACAAUGAUAGUUAUUCUCUAGUAAUAGUUCAUUGCAGUCAUUCUAGCAGGCUGUUGACUGGAUAACAAGGCUGGGUCAACAAUUUUCAUUAUUUUCCCUAUUUUUGGUCAUACCAUGUAAUAACAGAGUAAUGCACCUAUCAAUGUAAACCCCGUGGGGGGGGAGUGCCGGCAAGGGGUGGGGAUUUGACAAAUUUUAAAAUUUUUUGAUCAAAUUCCUCAGGGUUGGAAACGAAAGGUCAAUCAAAAGUGUCAAAAAGCCCCCACCCCAGGGGAAAAAUCUAAACAAACAAUACUAUAAUACUAUAUAAAAUAAAUGAAAGAACAUUUCAAAAGUACGUUCUUACUACUUUUAUUUAAGGUUAACGUAAGCUUCGUUAAAUUACUCGCUCUAAUUAAGUAUUUUCUCUCUCCACUAGCAUCUCUUAUUUUGAACAACAUAAUCACUCCAGGAAGAUUGAGCGUGCUAUUACAUUAAUGAAACGUAAAAUGCUUUAUAACAUCGGCUCAACAUGUCGGAACAGGUCGGAUCAGUGACCUGUAAAAAAUCCUCUGACUUUCAUGGUAGAAUUCGAUUUCAAUAGAACUUGAAGAUAAGAACUUUCUCAAAAUAGACAUUAUCUGUUUAGAUGACAGUGUACAUGUAAAGUAUCGGAUUAUGGCAGUUAAAACAAACGAAAACUUCAUAACUUUCUCCAACAGCGUGACUUUCAGAAAGUCUCGAGGGAUGGACUUGGUUACCGCUUCUGAAUUGAUACCAGGCUUCUAUCGGUCAAAGUCAAAUGUCCCGACCCCGGGGUCGCUUCGCACGAUCAAAAGCCCGACGUGGGGAUAGUCUCAGGCAUCAAAUCCCCUCCCCUUGCCCGCACUCCCCCCCACGGGAUUUACAUUGAUAGGUGCAUAACAGGUACAGGCUGUAGCAACUCUGAUAGAACCAUCUCUCUUUUGUGGUCAGGCAGCUGCAAUCAUAGCAAAAUCAUUUCAAAAUUGUGACAGAUUGCCUUUACAACUCAUUUUCAUAAAAAGUGUUUUGAGGCAAAAGUUGGGGGCGUUUUAAGACUGAUUUCUGAGGCAACCAUGUUUACAUUCGCCGCAGAUCCAUUGUGGAGGAGUUGCGUAAAGUGUUGUGUGCUCUCUGGCAUGGCAGAGGGGUGACCCACUCUCCUGAUGCACUCUUUUCAGUUGUAUGGAAAGUAGUUCCUAGAUUCAGGUAUGUUCAAGCUGCUUGAGCUAUAGGCCUUUAAGUAAUAGCUAUAACAAAAUUUUCUAAUCUAAUUGCCUAUCAGCGUCCCUCAGCAUUAAUAGGACAGUACAAGUCAUGUCUAAGUAGUUUGACAGUACUGCCUCUGCACACUCAGAUGAAUGAUUUUUUUGCUUCUAUGAAAAAACUCUUGGGAUAUCUUGUGUUUUGAUUUUAAAAAUGAAAAAAUUUAAUUGGUAACACAACAUUGAGUCAUCCAAUUGAGUCUACCACUGAUUUUGUUACCUCUGCAUUGGGCAUCCCUGAUGCAUGAAAAUCCCCAAAGAUGCACAAAAGUUUAUGGCAUGCAUCCUGUAGGACACAAAGAUCGAUUGACUGAUCGAUCUGAAGAUGUUUUUGUAGAGUAUGCUGUUUGUGUGAUUUCUGUGGCUGUUUUUGUGGUUGUUGUUUAAUGAGGCAUAUUUUUUUAGGCUUUGUUGUGCUUUACAAAAGAAUAUCUUUUAUCUGUGUGGUCACAUGAAGGCCCAAGCAUUUUCAAUUUAGGACUUUCAAUUGUCUUUUGAACUGGGACUCAUGAUUUGUUCACAAGAUGAGUCCUAGGACUCACUGUAACUAUUUGUAACAAAAUCACUGGUCUAUUUAACAAGUAAAUGCCAUGUUGUCAUGUGUCUGUUCAGUAAUAGAUCACAGAUGGUGUCAAAAAGUGCUUAGAACAAAGAAGUGGCACACAAGCCUCAGUGUGUCACUGAUGUUCUUACCCCCUUUGAUGGCCUAACAAACUCACCUCAUAAUGUUUGACUGUGUGCACUUGCUCAAAGAAGAAAAAUCAUGAAAACAUUUUCAAAACUGCGAGUCUCUUGUAGCGAUGUUGCAUGAUGGCAACUUUUGUGAAGAUUUCGUCCAGUUUAGACAUUUUCAAAUCAUCAAGAAAGCUUUUUGUCUUGGUUCCUGCACUCUUAUUCUUUGUAAAUAGCUCCUGCUAAACUUUUUUUGCAGCCCUCACUCCAAAAUAUUCUAGCAAAGAAUUUCAAAACUGCUUGCCACAUUGAACAAACAGAGAAAACAAGUGUCCCGUGACAUCAUCCUUGUUUUUGUACUCUAACAAAUCAUAGGCAAUGACUAAUCAAAGCACGCGUGAUAGUCACCACAUUAUAUGAAAUCACAUACUGGUGAUCAAACAAAUCGGAUGACCGCAUUUUUGUCAAUACCACUGAAUUGGACUCCACUCAGUCCCAUUACCAAGAUUUAUAAACUUAAGUUGAUUUACUGGUACUGAUUCAUCAAACUGGAGCGGUUUUUAAAUGGUUGUAUCUGUUCAACCUUUUUACUACUAACAGAGGUUAUCAGCAGCAAGAUGCCCAUGAAUUCAUGCACUAUCUCUUGGAUAGAGUACACACAGAACUUCUUCUUUCUCCCAAAUGUUAUGGUUCUACGGAGACCAUUAUAACAGGCAUAUUUGGUGGGAUCCUGCUCAGUGAGGUAUGCAAGGUGUAAAAAUAAUUAUUUAAAUAAAGUCCAGAAUCUGGGAAAUGAAAGGAGGUACAUAUACAAAGACCCUCGCCAAGAUUCAGGUCAGAGGAAUAUUUCGUAUACGAGGUAUCUGAAGAAAUGUUUUACCCAGACUUAUAGAGAUUUGUAUGGAGACACCAUGUUGGUGCUCACCUGGAUGAGCUCCAACAUGGUGGACGAAAACCAACAGAAACAUCUGUUACCAAGUUUUGCUACAAAAGUUUAGAUACUCAUAAACAUUAAAGUAAUACUUUUUCUAAUACAUGAACUGUUUAGAUAGGAAAAUUUCCUGAAGUAAGUCAUUUUUUUAAACCUACAUGACAGCUCUCUUGGCCAUCAUGUAAAUGCCGUGUCACGCAAAGGCUUAGAAAUUCAAGCGUACUCUAUCACUAAACCAAGAACCCUUUUGAAGAGAAAAUUUGUAUGAAAAUUAGUUUUCAGCUGCUCUAAUGCAUCUGGAGAGGUUUAUCUAUUGCAAAGUAUUUAUUUUUUAAAAGGACAUAGUAACGUUUAUUAUUGUGCUUCACUUUUUGCUGGGACCAUAGAUGAGCCUCUUGGUUUCAUUAAUUUAAUUAAUUAACUUUUUCUGGUACAGUUUCCAACGAAGCUGUUAAGAUACAUUUAAGAGCUAGGUUUUUACAUUGUUUAGAUGCGACUAAAUUUUAGUCGCAUCUAAACCCCCCCCCCCCAUGCCUGCAAAUUUACCCUCUGUAGAUGAUGACAUUUUACUGUUUUUUCUUGUCUUUUCCAUGACAUACAUAACUUUUAUUUGAUUCCACACUUUCUGUUAUACUUGACAACAAGUUUCCUUUGACAAGCAAAAACUUAAUCAUCUCAAGUAGGCCUUAAAUCAAGAACUGGAACAAAAUAUUCACCUCAUUCCCUGUUUUCGGUGGCUUCAAACCUCAAAAACGUUUCUGUGUAAUCAAAAAAUUGCUGGAAAAGUAUCAAACACUGAUAGUGCAUGGUGUAUGUUUUUUUUUUGUUCAUUGAUUUGCAUUGCAGGUAAAGUGCUUAGUGUGUGGAACUGAGUCCAAAAAAUAUGACCCAUUUCUAGGUAAGUUGCACAUAAUACAUGCAUCUGAAAUCUUGCUACAAUACCUGUAUAAUUUUGUUUAGCACAAUCUACAGAAUAAUUGAUCUGAUCAACUCAAGAAGUGGAAUUAAAACUUUUUUUAAUUAGGUGAUGGUGUUAUCAGGGCUGUCAUUAUUAAGAGGCAGUGCCGGGGAUUUCCCCUGGUUACUAUAAACAUGGCCCGUGGCUACUUUCAAAGGAAAAUAGAAGAAAAAUAGAACCAAAAGAAACCCCUAGCUGUUUGAUUCCCUGCCUACUUGUCGUAUUUACCUGGCAACUUGAAAUCUUAGUGACAACCCUGGUGUUAUCCACAGAUCUGUCACUGGAGAUUCCUGCAGAAUUCCAGUACAGAAAAUCCAAGUCAAGAGACCCACAGGUGUGCCAACUUCAAGGUAAGUCUUUCAUUACUCAUUUCCCUCCUAGACCAGGUUAUACUGGGAUGAUUUGUCAACCUUUCCGUAUGUCAUUUUGACAUUUGGAUUUUUUUGGGUGGAAGGGGUGAAGUGGGGGAGACAAUUUAACUGACGAUUUGGCCUCUAUCGGGAGAGAAAGGGUUCAUUGUUUUAAUUUUUUAAGGUCUUUAUACCAAUGUUUAGCCUAUUUUUUCAAUUUUCUUUUCCAUUAUUUAAUAGCUUUUUUUCUAGAAACCAAUACAAAACUUGUUGGUACACAUGAAUUAAGCUUAAUUGGAGCUUUGAUUUUGUAUUUCUGUCUGAAAAAUGUUGAGUUUAUUGCGUCAAAUCCUCUUCAUGGAACAGACACAUAUUCAUUGUCAUGUUUAAAAAGGUCAACAAAUGAUAAUAUUAUUGUUAGCUAUAAACUAUUUACAAAGAAAACUAGUUUCUGUUAUGUUAUCCUUGUGACUACUCUUGUUCAAUGAGGACUGAUUUCAAUGUGUGUGGCAAUCAGUACACUGUUCAGAAUUUCGUGUAUGUUGCACACCUCAAAUUUUGAAACAACUUUUGGUUAACAAUAAUUGAGUAUUAUUCAUGUACAUGGGUAAAUUAAUACAGUUAGUGCUAUGUUGUUUAUUGCAGAUUGCCUGGAUCAUUUUGUAUCACUAGAGGAACUAGCAGAAUCUGAACUGUAUAUUUGUCCAAACUGUAAGAAAAGACAAAAGUCUACCAAGAAGUUCUGGCUGAAAAGACUACCAAAUGUGAGAAAACAAAUUUAACUUAAUCUUUUUUCCUAAGCAGUUUGAUGUUUUCCAACAGAUCAGUCAUUAAUUAAGUGAUAUAAGAAUACAGCCAAACAAGAGAUGCUACGAUUAUCAGUUGAGUUGAGUGUCAUACUUAACCGAUAAUCAUGUAGUAAAGAAGAUAUAUAUAAAACUAUAUUUUUAACCAACAUAAGUGAUGUUUUGUUAUUGUUAAUGAUGAUUACCAAAAAAAAAUCUGGUAUAUAAAAAUUAUGGCAAGUGAAAUAAUUGGUGAAACAGCAUUUUGCACUUACAUUACACCAGAACCCCACUAACUGAACAGGAAGAGAUUCUGUUGUUACCAUGUGCUUACUGUGGAUGCCAGACCACAUAUCGCUUGCACAUGCAUUAAUUACUGCCAGAAUGAAUGGUUUCGUGACGACUGUAAAAUUUCAUGAAAUGAUCAUGUCGCGAUCACUGCUUCUGUUUAUUUCUUGUCUUGUUACAUUCAAAUCUGUCCAAAGUGGAAGUUGCCAGGGAAAAAUGCAGUCUUUAGUGACUUGCAAUUUUUCCCAAUAAGGUUGCUCCAUUUUGUCGCAGAAGUACAGUGUAUUACAAAGACGUGUUCCAAAACUCAUUUUUAUGUGUAUAUUUUGAGGCAUGUUUUUCUUUUCUCUAUGUAGGUUUUGUGUCUGCAUCUAAAGCGCUUUAAAUUCCAAGCGUUUCACCGCAGUAAAGUUGAUACAUACGUUGAGUUUCCUGUCCAUGGACUAGACAUGAGUCCUUACUGUAUGCAAAGUCAGGUAAAGAACACUUAAAUGUAUCUUCUCAGUUGAGUUACUAUUCAUCAGAGUACUGUUCACUUUUCUUAUAUAUCUCCUGGGCUCAGUACCUGAAGGCGCAAUUAGUUCUAAUGCAGGAUUAAAAUUUUACUUCCAAGAUUGCCUUUACCUUGCGAAAAAUUGGUUACAGAAUCAGUUAGGUGGUGUUAUAACUCGAUCCCAGAAAAAUGGCUUACAAUAUUUUAUUAGCACCAGUUGCAUGGGAACUUUACUUAAAAUUAGCUUAACUUUGGGUUAAACUUAACCAUCUUUCAAGGAACUGGGUUCAGGACAGUUUGUUUGUUCAUAGUAUAAGUUUUGGCAGACUUUGGAUUAUUUUUGUUUCAUUCCUAUUAUUGAGGACAGAGUGAAAAUUCAAACAAGUUUUCAAGUCCGAUCUUUAUGUCAAAACAAAAAAUUGUGGCCCAAGAGGUUUCAUUGAAUAGUGGCACCAUGAAAUUUCAUCCAUAUUUUCAAAGCUAGAAUUACAAGAUGUUCCUUCUCCAUAAUAUUGACUGUGUAACACAGUUAAGACCAGAAAUGUAUUUGGAAUCUCAUUUUGUGCAGUGGAAGAAUCCUUGGAAUCAGGUGUGAAAUGUGUUUAUGAUAAUUUGUGUGUCCUGAUCUCUGUUGUAACUGGACAGAAAACAGUGAACUUUCCUGAAAUAUUUCCAGUGUUAACAAUCUCCUUCUUUUGACAGUAAUUGGGUAUCGUUUGGUACAGGCUCUGCUGAAGAAUGUCUACCUUUUAUUUUAAUCAUCAGCAUUAUCAUUAUUAUUAUUAUUAUUAGGAUGAGAACCCGAAGGCAUUUCUAUUUGAUCUGGCGGCUGUUGUCGUUCAUCAUGGAAGUGGGUAAGUGUUUUUCAUGUAAAGAUGAGUUUUUUUAUAUAUUUCUUUCUAUUUAUUUACUUUUUUGCUGAUUACCUUGUUGAUUAAUACCUUUGAUUCUUUUUAAGAAUUGGCAAGAAACAUGCUAAUGCUGUAAACAAAACUUAUUCACACCCAUGACUGAGCACGUAAACGGGAAGCUUAGAAAUACCCAGCAAAAGGAAAAUUAAAGGAGGGAGUGACAGAGAUGGAAAGAAGAGAAAAAAAAUAGGCUUUUAUUAUCCUAGCAUUUUUUUUUUCAAGUGUUUUAAUGAGGCAAAAGCAUUAAGCGUUGUUCGAACUGUUUAGUGGCAUUUUCCCGGAUUUUUUUUUCAGACAUGAUAAAAAUGAAAAAAAAAAUCAAGAGAACACUUAAUGAAAACUUUUAUAAAUACAGCCAUUUAGAGAAAAAUCUGCUGCUGUUUUGAAUCUCAUAACUUGUGUACGUUGUUGUUAUUUCCCUUACAGCUAUACAAUUUUGUUAACGUUUAAACGCUGUUAAAAUGUUUUCAGCAGAAGUCAUAAUAAAGCCUCUGUAAGAAAAGCAUGAUCCAAGCAUUUUAGUGAGUUUUUGUGGGACAAGGAGCAUUGAGUGGGAUAAAUGGCACGCUAUCAAUACAAUACAAUGCAAUACAAUGUUCUUUAUUUUGAGAGGGUAGAUACAUGAUUAACCCAGUAAAGAGUUUUCUAACACAUGGCCCUCUGUAAUGGAUAUCGUGGGGAAACAAAGCGAUUAUGUACAAAAGCCUAUUCAAGUGCAUACAAUUUUGCGCUCAGAAAAUUGUAAUUUUUCCACGUGGAAAAUUUUGUUUUUGUUUUUGCUUUUUUUCGCAAGAUAAUGACCAGAAAAGAUCUUGACUAGUUUCAAAGAGUGUUUCUCAGUAAAAUCUCCAGUGUGGAUGGGUUAAUCCUGGAAUAGUUAAGGUUCACUUUAGUAAUAGUAAUAACAAUAAUUGUUUUGAUUUACAGGGUGAGUGCUGGUCACUACACAACAUUUGCUUUUCAUGAUGGUAAGUACAGUCGACUACCGAUAAUUCGAACCUUCAAGUUCGAGUUAUCGAGGGUAAAAUUAUAUGGAAAAUGUUCUAAAGGGAAAUAAAAAUUGCUUCAAGUUAGCGGGAGGUUCGAGUUAUAGAGCGUUCUAGUUACCGGGAGUCGACUGUAACAACACUGUUUAAUCUUCCUAGACAUUUUGUAAGGAAUGAUACAAGCAAUCAGUUUGAAGAUUUUUCUAUUUUUCACGCCUCAAAUGCGGCGCUUAUUUGAGGGCGGCGUUUAUUUGAAAAUGGGACGCGACAAAGAAUUGUAUUAACUGCGACAUUAUUUUUUCCGUAUUGAACUAAUAGAACGAACGUCUUCUGAUUUGAAUUAUAUCGGGGCCAUGGUAGACUGCGAGCAGUCUUCUCCCUUUUUCGUCAGAUUUAGUGCGGGAAGUGCACGCGCGCCGCGAGACGCAAGAAAUGAGAGUGGCAGCCUGCCCGUCUCGUGCCUACAGUCACGCGCGUGUUCAUUUUCAUGUCACUCGCAUCUCGCUCGACGGACUAAGAAAAAAGAGAGACUGCUCAUAGUCUUGGGCUGUGGCGCCUAGUAACUUUUUUUUUCUCUCAAAUGUGGCGCUUAAUCGGGGACGGUGCUUAUUUGAGUUAAUACGGAACUUAUUUCCUUGUUAAUUUUGUUCUCAGGUCUUUGGUACAAUUUCAAUGACAGUUCAGUGACACAGUCAGACGAGGAUCAUGUUAGUCGCAGCAAGGGAUACAUUUUCUUCUACACUCGCCGGCAUCCCAACAUGGCCAUCCUUGACAAGAUUAGAAAAUAAAUUCUCAUUCUCAUAAAAACAGUUACUCAAAAUAAUUUUAAUGAAAUUUAUGAUAUUACUUAUCCUAACCCCUUGAAAGUAGUACAGCUUACUUGGUACUUGAGCGAAAAAUUUAAUUUGAAUGGGAGUUGUUUAAUUUUUAAGAAUGAUGUCAAGAAUUUGACUGGUCAUAAUUUGACUGGCUCUAGUUGUUCAACAUUAGCAGCACGGCCUAUCCAAGAUUUAUGUCAGUCAAGCCUUUACUUUUACACCGCAAAUUUAAAAUGGUAAUUUGAAACCAGUCAGAGGCAAAUGUAUCCAUAUGGGUUAUAUAUAGCAAAGGUUUAGGAAUGUUUAUACACAGACAGCAUGUUUGUAUUCUUGGUUGCAAACUGCAACUUAGGGAAGUGGUCUAAACAAUACUGCAGUCGAUGUCAUGAGGACCCACCUUGACUAGGGAUAGUGGGGCUGUACAGGGCGCAACCUAUCUGAUGAGCCUGAUAGUACACAUGAAGCUUGCCUCCUCAGACAAACUGCACUGGGGCAAUGAAAUGUUAGACUUCAGGCUCCGGUUGUUCAAACGUUGGAUAGCGCUCUCCACCGGGGCCGGGUUGUUCGAAGCUGGGUUAAAAUAACCGAGGGUUAGUGCGAAAUUUGAACUCAAAUAUGAGAGCUUAAAAAGCAAGUUUAGUUUAAUUCUCUUUGCCUACAAUUUGAUGAUUGGAUACCCUAAAAAGAAUAAAGAAAAUUAUCCGAGAAAGUGCUUUUGAUAGCAAGAAAAAGAAACCCGGGUUAAAAUUUAACCUCAGGUUAGUGCUAACCGGCGUUCGAACAACUGGGCCCGGAUAAAUCGCUAUCCCCUGGAUAGCGCUAUCCACCUUUUGAACAACUGGGCCCAAUCUGUUAAUAUCAGGGAGUGGGUUAUGCAAAUGAGAAACCAUCUUUUUAUGGCAGAGAAGGGGGUACCUAUGGACACUACUAGCCUUGCAGUCAGGAGCGGUGUUCCGAGUUUGCACUAUAGUUUUGGCCAUUUCCGUUACUCACAGUUAAAGCCAACACUGAGGAUUAGGAAAUCACAAAAGAAAAGCCGCCCCCCCCCCCCCUUCCAGCGCAAUAUUCAUCUCCAAGAAGGUAAUUGUGUUUUUGAGGGGCUGGCGGCAAAAGAUAACCCAGUAGUUAUUAUUAGGCCAAUUGCUCCCCUGGGAUCUUUGAUUCACAAAAGAUUUUUGCUCGGGUUACGACUUGUUAGAAAAUGUAAUGGGAAAAUGUUCCGUGUUAUACAAUCGCCUCCUGACAGGUGACUCAUCGUACAGGCUGCAGACCAGCGGUGGAAGUUCUCUUGCUCAUCACUCUUUUGGUCAGCCUGCGAGCAGGCUUACUUGUGCGAGUUUGUGGAAAAUUUUGGCGGAGUGACCCGUAAAGCCGGCCAGAAGAAUGGGGAGAGGAAAAGUGCCCUCGCGCUGUCGGCUCCGCCGUUAAAGUUUUCCCCGAACUCGUACAAGAAAGGUUAGGGUUAGUUAGCCUGCUGGUAGGCUAUUUUCUGGUCUGCUUGACUAAAUCCAAAGGAAAUUGCGGGACAACUCCAGGUCUGAAUGCAAAAUUAAUUUGACUGAAAUCUUGGAUUUAGCCUUUAAGUCUAGUUUUCUUUAAUAUUACUGACUGCUGUCUUCGUGCUUUGUCACCUUACUUCGGAUUAUGAGAGAAAAAAUUCCAUUGGGACUGAUGAUAUUCUUUUGUAAAUUUAUUUUUUUUUAUUUUGGUUGUUUAAUAUUUCUAUAAAAGUCUGUUCUCUGAUUGUUUGCCUUGCCUGGACUAAAGUGAACUGCAAGCAUUGUGCAUGUUACAGUUUGAUUGUAAGCAGGUUACAAUUUCAGUGCGUGCACUAUUGAUAGUCCUUACAAAAUGUAGUCAUAUCUGUUGUAUUCUCUUCAAUUAACCUCUUUAUCGUUCUCCUGACAAGUAUUUUAUGCCGAAUAACUAGCUUUAAACUGUUCUUUUAAAGCCCUUAAAGGGAGAUUUGUGUCACGUUGUUAGCUCUAUUGUACAUAGUCAAAUUAAACUUGUAUGGUUGCUGUAAAAAUGGUAGGUAAAACGUGAAGUCGUCAUUGUCUCUGUAAAUAAGAAUAAAAUGC